AUGGGCAAUCAGCUGGUUGCGCUAGCACCAUCGCAGAUCUUCCCCGUCGAGCACUAUCUAACGGGAACGUUCGAGUUUGAUCUGAAGUUCGAGAAAAGCAUGGGCAGCACGCGCUUCAUGAAGGUGGCCAAAGUGAAGGUAGACGAAGGGCCGGCCGUGGUGAAGGUGUUCGUGCGCCACGAUCCAUCGUUGCCGCUCGAGCAGCACCUGGAGCGGAUCGAGUACAUCCGAAAGCAUCUCGCAAACGCGGUUAACUGUUUACCAUUCCAAAAGGUUCUGACGAUGGAGAAAUCGUGUCUCAUCAUUCGGCAGUACGUGAAGCACAGCCUGUACGAUCGCGUGUCGACGCGCCCCUUUCUGACGCUGAUCGAGAAGAAGUGGAUCACGUUUCAAAUCCUGUGCGCCCUGCACCAGUGUCACAAGCAGAAGAUUUGCCACGGUGACAUCAAGCUCGAGAACAUCACCAUCACGUCGUGGAACUGGGUGCUGCUGUCGGACUUUGCCUCGUUCAAGCCCACCUACCUGCCGGAGGACAAUCCGGCCGACUACAGCUACUUCUUCGACACGAGCCGGCGGCGCACGUGCUACAUCGCACCGGAGCGCUUCGUGCGCUCGACGAGCGGCGAAUCGAUCCAGCCGAAGGAUGGGCCGCUCGUCGGCGACGGUCAGUACUACGCCGGCCAGCUGCAGCCCGAGAUGGACAUCUUUUCCGUCGGUUGUGCGCUGCUUGAGCUGUGGACCGAGGGGACGGCACCGUUCGAGUUCUCGCAGCUGCUCGCCUACCGGCGCGGUGACGUCGACCUGGUCAGCAAGCACCUGGACGGGAUCGAGUGCGAGCGGUUGCGCGAGCUGAUCCGCUCGAUGCUCAGUCUGGAUCCGCGCGAGCGCAAGUCGGCCGAGCUGUACCUCGACCAGGAGCGCGGCCGCCUGUUCCCCGAGUACUUCUACUCGUUUCUGCAGUCGUACCUACAGAUGUUCUCCACCGUGCCAGUCGUGCCGCCGGAUGAAAAGAUGGCCCGUCUGCACGGCGACAUUGGGCAGAUCAUAAAGAUACUGAUAGCGCGGAACGAGAGCGACCCCGAGGGCGAGGAGGACGAGCGUACCGCGUCGGGCGCUUCGUGCGAGCUAGACGACGACGGGCUGAUACUGAUCACCGGCGUCGUGACGGCAUGCAUUCGCGGGCUGAGCUUCUGCAAGUCGAAGCUGCUGGCGAUGGAAAUCCUGCAGGCGCUAGCGGAAAACACCACCUCCGAGACGAUACUCGAUCGCAUCCUGCCGUACAUACUGCACCUGGCGCAGGAUGCGGCACCCCGGGUGCGUGUGUGCGCCCUCAACACCCUCACGCACUGCCUGCGACUGGUGCGCCAUCUACCGCGCAGCGAUGCGAACGUUUUCCCCGAGUACAUCCUCCCCUCGAUUGCACCGCUCGCCGUCGACAGCAGCACCUUCGUGCGCAUCACGUACGCCCGGAACGUGGCGAUGCUGGCCGAGACGGCGGUCAGCUUUCUGGAGCAAUCGCAACAGAACUGCUCGUCGGAGAACCUCCCGGUGCCGCACUACGACGCGGAGCUGAGCGCGCUGCACGAGAUGCUGCACCAGACGGUGCUGUCGCUGCUCACCGACGCCCAGUCGGCCGUCAAGCAGACGCUCAUGGUGUCGGACAUCACGAAGCUGUGCGUGUUCUUCGGCCGGCAGAAGGCGAACGACGUCAUCCUCUCGCACAUGAUCACGUUUCUCAACGACAAGGACGACCGGAACCUGCGCGGUGCGUUCUUCGACAGCAUCGUCGGCGUGUCGUCGUACAUCGGGUGGCACUGCGCACCGAUGCUGCUGCCGCUGCUCCAGCAGGGUCUGACCGAUCCGGAGGAGUUCGUCAUCGCCAAGGCGAUCCACGCGACGACCCUGCUGAUCGAGCUCGGACUGAUCCAAAAGCAGGCCACGAUCGAGUUCAUCGGCGAGGCGGCGUGCUACCUGAGCCACCCGAACCUCUGGAUACGGCACGAGAUCGUCGAGCUGAUAGCGACGGCCGCCCGCAUUCUCACCUCGAUCGACGUCCAGUGCAAGGUGCGCCCCUGGAUCGCCUACCACCUUCGCCAGCCGCUGAUCGAAAUCACCUGCCCGGAGCUACUCCACGACAGUCUGCUCCCGCCGGUACCGCGCAGCAUCUACGAGACGGUGCUACGCUUCGGUCCCGACAUCGCACCACUGUUCGAGGUGUUGCGCGAGCGCAAGGAAGCACGUCUUCAGCGACGAGACCAGCCGCUGCCUUCCGAGAAGGAAAAGUCCGCGACCGUGCAGCAACUGUUCCGGCGGCUGCAAACCGAACUGCUUACCGACGAGAUCGAGGAGCAGCUGCUCGCGAUGAGCGCCCACCUGGUGAAGCUGCACCGAUACCGGCAGGCGGAAACCCGGGCCGCCCAGCAACCGUCCGGUCGCAUCUCGCUCGACUACUUUCCCGACGUGAUGGACGAGGUGCCGCUCGUUGGUGGUGUUGGACGCCCGAGUACGAAAAGCGAAUCGGAUAGUGCACAGGACUGGCAACAUAUGCUGGGCGCGAUCGAUUCGCACUCGUCCUCGCCGGCUUCACCCGGCACCACCGUGGGCGAAAUGGCGCAACCCCUGGCGUCCGCAGCCACCGUCCCCCCGACCCUUCUGACGCCCGCCACCGUGCCCAGCCUCAGUCUGGUCGAGUACAGUCUACCCGAGCGUGCCACCGGCAACCAGGAGCGGCUGUCCGACUGUCGCCUCGAAAUGGACGCCCUCGUCACGAAGCUGCGCACCCGUUACGCCACCUUCCAGCGGCAACGGGAGCUGCGCGAAUCGAUUCACGCCUCGCCGGUGCUCGCGCCGAGCUGGCGUAUGAACGGGACGGCGGUGGCGCACCUGCAGGAACACAAGGCGGCCGUUAGCCGGCUGGCGGCGCUGAAACCGCAUGUCGGUGCGCUGUUCGCAAGCGCCUCCAUCGACGGUACCGUGCGGCUGUGGGACUGCAACAAACUGGACGGCCAGCAGUCGGUGAACAAGUCGCGCCAGUCGUACCACGCCAACACGCCGCUACAUGCGGUGGCCGCUUGUGAUGCCGGCCAGUCGCUGGCGGUCGCCGGCAAGGACGGCACACUGCUGCUGCUGAAGAUCGACACCAACUCGAGCAAGAUGGCGCUGCAGCAGGCGCGCCACCUCGAGACGGACGGCGCCUGGGAUGGCGCCCCCUGCCAGCCCGCGGACGACGGCCCCGUGGUGGAGAUGCACCCGCUCGACCAAGGCGCCCAGAGCGUGAUCGUGUACGCGACGCUGUACGGUGCGCUCGUCGGCUGGGACAUCCGCAUGCCCGACUGCGCCUGGCGCCUGCAGAGCGACCUGCGCAGCGGCGUCAUCACCACGUUCUGCAUCGAUCCGACCAGCUCGUGGCUCACGGUCGGCACCAGCAGCGGCCGGCACAUCUGCUGGGAUCUGCGCUUCCAGCUGCCGAUCGCCGAGAUCAAGCACCCGCACGACGCCCGCAUCCGGCGCGUCACGCACCACCCGACCGAAUCGUCCUGGCUCGUGUCCGCCUCGCAGGGCAACAACGAGGUGUACGUGUGGAACAUCGAAACCGGCCACCGGCAGCAGGCGUACUGGGCCAGCUCCAGCCCGCCCCUCUCCAACAGCAACGCCUCGUCGCACUCCGUCUGCGCCCUGCUGCCCGGCGUCGUCGACGGCAACCCGUUCCUGCUCACCGGCGGCACCGACCAGCGCCUGCGCUACUGGGACCCGGUGCACAUCGAAAACUGCGCCCUCAUCGUGCCUUCCGCCCGCGACUACACACCGAUCAACGUCAGCUACGAGUCGAGACUGAUAGACGGCACCAAGGUGAUCUCGGAGAUCCACUACAAUUCCGGCGGUGGACCGGAUCGGGUUUCAGGACGACCGGAGGGCGGCCUCGGUCGGGUGGAUGACGAGUACCGGGUGGGCCCGGAGAUGCCGAGCUACGGGCACAAUGGCGUCAUCAGCGAUCUGCUGAUGUGCCGCACCGCGUCCAAGCAAACGUUUGUCGUCUCGAGCAGCCGGGACGGAGUGAUCAAACUGUGGAAGUGAGUGCUCUCCAUAGCAAGUACAGGAAAUUUACACCCCUUCAGGAGGAUAGAUCAAGCUACUCUCGUCAUCAAAUUUCCUAUCACAAUCAAAACCUCAUCGAAGAAAGGAACGCUAUUGCCGUAGAUGUCAAACCUUCGCAUCAAAGUUGUGUCCUAGACCAUCAACCAUUUUGCUUUCCAUUUGAAUUUAGUUAAUUUCUCCGAACCAAAAUGUUUGAAGUUGUUUUCUUAUAUAUUUUAUAUUUUUAUACACAAAUAUUGAGUUCAAUAUACACAUGUUUAGCAUAAUUUAACCCUGUACCGGGUUGUAAACAGAAGAGACCUUAGAAACGAACUGUCUAUCAGGUAACUAAAAGCGUACUUUAUAAGCGUGUCGUUUACCCUUUAUUGGAAAAUAGUUAGGUUUAAUUUUUUUCUCAACUCCACUAGAAAAAACGUACAUGUUUUCAACCAAGUGCGUAAAGCAAACCCAACCCAAACACUCGAACUCGCCCCGUGGUUGUAUUUGCUUUACCCAAUCGUGCUGUAAAGGAUGAACCUGAUUCAGAUACUGAAUUUUGCCCCAACAACCGUUUAGUACAUCUUUAGAUACUGUGUAUUGUUUACUCACCGUUUACGUUCUUAGCAGCUUAGAAGAGCAGUCCAAAGCAAAAAAUCCACUAAUCCAGAUGCGAUACAAGGAUAGGGAUGUUAUAUGUACUUUCUUUGCAGAAAAAUGUAUGCCCGCGGGGUUGAACUCAUUCCCAGGUAGAAGCAGUUUGAUGGCAGAAAGUAGGGCAAUCGCUACGAUAACCCCCGGAGUAGCUUCUGCAGCAGCCCCCCCAUUUAGAGUAUGCUUUGUGCGUUAUGUUGUGAUUUCGAAUGCAGACGAAACGUUUACUUCCUUCCUGCGCGCUGGAUGGAUAUCGAUGACUGUGAACAAAAAUCGAACGGAUUAAUAAAACCAAA
Molecule: messenger RNA, 5021 nt
Organism: Anopheles coustani
Lineage: Eukaryota; Metazoa; Arthropoda; Insecta; Diptera; Culicidae
Gene: Vps15
Product: phosphoinositide 3-kinase regulatory subunit 4
Exons: 7
Coding region: 1-4074 (1357 amino acids)
Biological process (GO): autophagy of peroxisome; late endosome to vacuole transport; protein targeting to vacuole
Cellular component (GO): phosphatidylinositol 3-kinase complex, class III, type I; nucleus-vacuole junction; phosphatidylinositol 3-kinase complex, class III, type II
Molecular function (GO): protein serine/threonine kinase activity; protein binding; ATP binding
Source: RefSeq, a predicted model, not a curated record